Molecule: messenger RNA, 2424 nt
Organism: Tigriopus californicus
Lineage: Eukaryota; Metazoa; Arthropoda; Copepoda; Harpacticoida; Harpacticidae
Product: LIM/homeobox protein Lhx3-like
Exons: 7
Coding region: 553-2130 (525 amino acids)
Biological process (GO): neuron differentiation; regulation of transcription by RNA polymerase II
Cellular component (GO): nucleus
Molecular function (GO): DNA-binding transcription factor activity, RNA polymerase II-specific; RNA polymerase II transcription regulatory region sequence-specific DNA binding
Source: RefSeq, a predicted model, not a curated record
CCUUCGCAGUCUGGCUCCAUGGCUCCUCUGUCUCGCGUGGCCAUCUUCACUGCUCCGGGAAUCCGGAGGCGAGUCCUCUUUUCCUUCCGUCGAGGGCGACGGAACUGCCUGCGCUCACUCCUCGAAAGAACCUGCUGAAUUUUUAGCGGGAGAACUUAUUUUCUUGAGCUCCGCCAAAUCCUUAUCGGGACUGGCGAUCGUCACUCAAUCACCGGGAGUUGUCAGCCUGAAGAUCGCGACAUAUUUCGUUUCGCACUUCUCCCCACGCACGGCCUAUCUACAGACGGAUCGGCGAGCCCUCAAAGCUGCUUGCAUCUUCUUUCAUUAAACUCGGGAGGAGAUCGAGCCGACUGAGGAGGACCAGGACGAGCAGGAGGAGUGGGAAGGAGAACCACCACUAGCUUGGGUAGGCCUGAUUCGUCUCAUGAUGAAUGGUUGUGGCGCAAGCAACAGUUGACACCGCAACAAUCGGGCGACCGGCAACAGCUGGAUCAACCUUUUGGGGUUAUAUAGCCACUGAUUGGAAUUAUUUGAGAGUGAUAAUCCUUCAGAAUGACAAUGGGGAUUCUCCGCGGCGGUGGGGUGGGGGUACCUGGAGGCAGUUCUCCACCCACAUCCUCAAGUGUGUCGAAUUCAAUGUCAAGUGAAACGAGUCAAGUACCCAUCUGCUGUGUCGGUUGUGGGGAGUCUAUCAAGGAUAAAUUUGUCACCACGGUUCUAGCCAAGCCUUGGCACGCUACCUGUGUCCAAUGUGCCGAGUGCGGAGUGCAACUGGAAGAGAAAUGUUUUGCACGAGACGGCAAGAUAUUUUGCCACAAUGAUUUUUAUCAACGAUAUGGACCCCGAUGCAGUGGAUGCCAAAACGUGAUUCAUCCCAACGACAUGGUGAGAAAAGCCAAAGAGCGAAUAUUCCAUCUCACCUGUUUCACCUGCGUCAUGUGUAAGCGUCAGCUCAACACGGGAGAUAAGUUGUUUGUCAUGAUGGAUGGCGCGUUUGUCUGCAAAGAUGAUUACGUCGCUCAUGUUCUCAAUAAUCAAAGCAACAAUGUCUACUUUUACGAUUGCGACGAGGACGAGGACGAUUACGCGGAAGAGAAUGACAGAUUCACCCGUCCACAACUCAAUCUAUCAAUGGCAGGAACAUCUUCGCCCAAUGAGUCGUCGUUGCUCAACGCCACACAUACCCAACAACGACAACAACCACCAACAUCAUCAUCAUCAUCAUCGUGCUCACAUUCGAUCAUCUCGUCGUCCCUGGAAUUGAUCUCUCCGUCAUCGUCAUCGAACUCGGCCCACGAGUUCCCCAGCCUCCCUCAGCCACAAUUUCCCCCUGACCAGGAAACCCCUGAAUUGGUUGCUCAUGUCAAUCCGAGAGCGCACGUUAAAGGUGCAAAGGAUGAACAAGAAGAGGGUGAAAAGAAAAGCCAACUUUGUGGUGAUCCCAUCGAUUCUCUCGAAAUGGACGACGGAAAUGGAGUUAACAAGCGAAGAGGGCCCAGAACGACGAUCAAGGCCAAACAGUUGGAGGUCUUGAAGGCCACUUUUUCACAAACGCCGAAACCUAGCCGUCAUAUACGAGAGCAACUCGCAAAGGAGACGGAAUUGCCUAUGAGAGUCAUCCAGGUUUGGUUUCAGAACAAACGCAGUAAAGAGAGACGCAUGAAGCAAACACCCACGACGCGGGGCAAGUUCCUCUUCGGGACCAAGGGGCAGAAAUGGCGUGGAUUCGAUAAGGACAAUCGAUUCCACUUUCACGAGGGUCGACCCUCAACCACUGAAUUGGGACUCUAUGGUUUGUCACCAUGCUCUUCGAACUCCCCCACUUCGUUAUCAAACUCGUCUCACCUCAUGGGUGCACCUCUUGGACAUGACCCACCAUUUCAACAACCCCUGGAUGGAUCGCCAUUGCCAGGCCCAUCUCCACUGCAACAAAACCAUCAAAGCCCCUGUGAUAAUUUCUUCGGGCAUCGUCCCCCCCGACUUGGCUCUGAAGUUGCCUACAUGGACGAGCCUGAUCAUCCUGGGCGAGAUCUCAACGCAAACCUGACUCUCAUGUCAUUAUCAUCCUGUAGCUCAUCGGCCUUCCUUGAACGAGAUGACAUGCAAGAUGCUCCGGGCGAGUCAUGGUAACCGCUAACGAACCGCAAACAGAUCUACAACUCAUCAUCAAGAGCGUUCUUCGCACAUUUACAACAAAACGACUUGCACACUACUGGUGGUUGUCGACGUCGUCGUUGUUGAUGUUGAUGAUGAUGAUGAUGAAAAUGAUGAUGACGUUGGCUCAUGGCGAUUGGGAUCCGUACAUUUUGUUUUCCCCCUGGGGUAAAGUGAAUGAGAUUGGAGACUUUCGAGAUUUCGAUUCAAUCGUUUGUUCGUAACUUGCUUGUGUCCUUUUUGGAAAUAAAUUGCCUCAUAAAUGUCCAA